UUGGAGACUCAUGAACAGGGACGCAAAGGCAAUGCAGUUUCUCUAUAAAUACCCCUCUUUGCCUCUCUUCUUUUUCCCCCCUCCUCCUCUUCUUUGCUCUCUAUUAUUAUUAUUCACUCAGUUUCUGUCUCUACUUUGCUCCUAUAGUUCUUCACCUGGUUUGAAGAUAAAAAAUGGAGUAUGAGGAUUGCUAUCUCCAGGCACAAAGGCCUAAAUAUGAUUGCCUUUUGUUUGAUCUUGAUGAUACCCUUUAUCCCCUUAGUUCUGGUCUUGCAGCAGCAUGUGGGCAGAAUAUCAAAGAUUAUAUGGUCGAGCAACUUGGGAUAGAGAAGAGCAAGAUCACUGAAUUGGGUAACCUGCUGUACAAGAAUUAUGGGACAACAAUGGCCGGCCUCAGGGCAAUUGGCUAUGACUUCGACUAUGAUGAGUAUCACAGUUAUGUUCAUGGGAGAUUACCCUAUGGGAACUUAAAACCAGACCCUGUCCUUAGGAGUCUUCUGCUGAGCCUGCCUAUUCGAAAAGUAAUCUUUACAAAUGCAGACAAAGUACAUGCCCUGAAAGUUCUUGCCAAGCUUGGGUUGGAGGAUUGUUUUGAAGGGAUUAUUUGCUUUGAGACUCUAAAUCCUACCCACAUGAGCAACAUUUCUGAUGAUGAAGAUGACAUGGAAUUCGUGGGAUCAGCUGCUGCUGCAACUACAAAUACUUUUAAUGGUCCCGAUAUUUUUGACAUUAUUGGCCAUUUUGCUGAACCAAACCCAAGCUCUGUUUUACCAAAGACUCCUAUUGUCUGCAAACCAUCAGAAAUUGCCAUAGAAAGGGCUCUUGAGAUAGCUAACCUUAAUCCUCAGAGAACCUUGUUCUUUGAGGAUAGUGUCCGCAACAUUCAGGCUGGAAAACGUGUGGGUCUUGACACAGUGCUGGUUGGUACUUCUCAGAGGGUGAAAGGUGCAGAUUAUGCGUUGGAAAGCAUCCAUAACCUGAGGGAAGCAGCGCCAGAGCUAUGGGAGUCUGAAAUUAAGACAGAAGUUGGCUACCCUGGAAAGGUUCCAAGGGAGACACCUGUCACUGCCUAAGAUAUUUGCUGGCUUUGUCAAUUAGUUCAAGUAAAUCAAUGAUCACUACAGGAUCUUAGUAUCAAUGAUCAUAGGGUCUGUCAGACUCAGCACAUAAUUCUAGAUGAAAAUCCUCAACUCAACGAAUCAAAUCACAUUUCCCUAUUCAAUAUUCCAAUGAUGUAAAUUUUAGCUCUAAUAAUUGAUAAUAUUAUUAGAAAAAAAAUCUCCUCUUCUACUUUAA
Messenger RNA from Hevea brasiliensis (rubber tree), 1296 nucleotides. RefSeq lists its product as uncharacterized. Bases 174 to 1073 code for a protein of 299 amino acids. NCBI's taxonomy places the organism in Eukaryota, Viridiplantae, Streptophyta, Magnoliopsida, Malpighiales, Euphorbiaceae. The record is from RefSeq and is a predicted model, not a curated record. The transcript is spliced from 9 exons.